AUGCCCGAAAAGGUAGUGUCUCUCCUCCACGACCUCAUUCAGGUCCAAAGCACCAGCGAACACGAACAAGAAAUCGCCCUCUUCCUCGACACGCACCUCACAAGCCUAGGCUACACCGUCGAACGCAUCCCCAUAGCCGAAGGUUCCUCGCGCGAAAAUGUCUACGCCUAUCUGGGCUCUACGCGCAAAACCCGCGCCUGUCUAACCUCGCACAUGGACACCGUUCCACCGCACAUCCCGCUGCGCGUGGACGGGUCGACGAUCUACGGGCGUGGCGCCUGCGACGAUAAGGGCCCGAUGGCGGCGCAGAUCUGUGCGCUGGAGGAGCUGCGGGCCGAAGGGCGCGUCAAGGAAGGCGAUGUGGCGCUGCUGUUCGUCGUGGGAGAGGAAAAGGGCGGUCCCGGCAUGCUGGCGGCCAACAAUCAUGACCUCAGCUUUGAGGGGGUGGUGUUUGGGGAACCGACGGAGGGGAAGCUGGUCGUCGGACACAAGGGGCACUUGGUGUUUGAACUGAUUGGAGAGGGAAAGGCCUGCCAUUCCGGGUAUCCCCAGCAUGGGGUCAAUGCGAAUAUUGCGCUGGUGGAGGCGCUCAAUGAUUUUCUCAACACGAAAUUCCCCGAUUCGCCCCUUCUCGGUCCGUCGACGUUUAACAUUGGUAAGCUCGAGGGUGGUGUGAGUUACAACAUCGUGCCGGGAGCUAGCAAGGCGCUUUGCGCCGUGCGCAUUGCUACGGAUAUGCCAGGGAUUAAGAAGAUCGUGGCGAAUACAGCAGCGAAGCAUCCAAAUGUUCGGUUAGAGUUCAAGUUUGAAUAUCCAGAGACUUUGCUCGAUCAUGAUGUUGAAGGGUUCGAAACUGCACCGGUCUCGUACGGAACAGAUGUCCCUCGGUUCAAGGGCAAUCAUAAGAAGUACCUGUACGGACCUGGGUCAAUUCUCGUCGCGCACGGCGAAAAUGAACAGAUCGAAGUGUCCGAGCUGCUGGAGGGUGUUCAAAAGUAUAAGGCGCUUACGCUGCAUGUACUCGGCAGUUCUUAG
Aspergillus terreus NIH2624 is the source of this 1035-nucleotide messenger RNA. RefSeq names its product M20 family metallopeptidase. The coding region runs from base 1 to 1035 and encodes 344 amino acids. Lineage: Eukaryota; Fungi; Ascomycota; Eurotiomycetes; Eurotiales; Aspergillaceae. Gene Ontology annotation, molecular function: hydrolase activity. The record is from RefSeq and is a predicted model, not a curated record. The transcript has 3 exons.